Molecule: messenger RNA, 765 nt
Organism: Symsagittifera roscoffensis
Lineage: Eukaryota; Metazoa; Xenacoelomorpha; Acoela; Convolutidae
Product: universal stress protein Sll1388-like
Exons: 2
Coding region: 136-612 (158 amino acids)
Source: RefSeq, a predicted model, not a curated record
UACCUAUGCAUGUAACAAUAUAAAUAAAUGUAUUUGCAGAUUACUUUGAUCUAACUUUCUCGAUCUCUCUUUCAUCGGACUGGGAUUUGUUGACGCGUUUAGUUAAGUUUCACAUUCCAAUUGCAUCUUCAAAACAUGGCUGAAGAAACCGGCAGAAAAGUGUUGCUACCAGUUGACCAAAGUGACCAUGCCAUGCGGGCAGUCCAGUGGUACUUCAAGUAUGGCAAGAUGCCUAAGGAUUACGUGAUAUUGUUCCACAGUGUCGAUACAUCCACCAUAAUUCCGUCCACUGGAUAUGCGUGGGCGGGGCCUCUGCCUAUGGGGGCGGUGGAGACUAUGCUGAAGGAAAAGGAGAAGGAAGUGAAGGAGUUGAAGAUCAAGUAUGUCAAUGUGUUGAGUGAGGCGGGAGUGACAGGAGAGUUUCUCUACUCGAGUGCCUACCAUCAUGCAGGUGAAGCGAUAGUUGAGUCCUGUAAGAAUCAAAAAGUGGACUACAUCAUCAUGGGCAACAGAGGCAUGGGGGCCAUACGAAGAACGUUCAUGGGCAGCAUCAGCGACUAUGUGCUACACCAUGCCCAUAUUCCAGUCACUAUCAUACCUCCUGAGAAGUAACUCAAUGCAAAGAAAAGCUGAUCAUGACUUCUGUAGUCAAUUGGCUGGGUUGGGGAUGAACUUGUUAACUACAUUUUGAACAGCUUUAACUCUAAAUUAUAUGUUGUAUUAAAUGGGGCCAUUUUCAUAGCAUAAUAUGAAGUUUGACCAUGC